Molecule: messenger RNA, 361 nt
Organism: Colossoma macropomum (tambaqui)
Lineage: Eukaryota; Metazoa; Chordata; Actinopteri; Characiformes; Serrasalmidae
Product: toxin 3FTx-Psa1-like
Exons: 3
Coding region: 12-344 (110 amino acids)
Source: RefSeq, a predicted model, not a curated record
CUUCACCAAACAUGAAGCCGCAGGUCACUCUGGUGCUCAUCUGCAUGAUUUUGUCUGGAGCUUUUCAGGCUUCAGCAGCACUGAAGUGUUUGAGGUGUGUCAACAAAGCGUGUCUUGCUUCAGAGUGUGGGGCUAAUGAAGAUCGCUGCUAUACCGUACCAACUUCAGUGUUUGGCUUCAGGCUCACUGGGAAAGGAUGUUCAACCAAGGCAGAUUGUGAAGUACAAGAUGCUGCUGGGAAGAUAUCCUGCUGUAAGACGGAUCUGUGUAACAGUGCUGAGGGGGUUAAGCUGAGUCUCCUCAUGAUGCUGGGGCCACUGAUCUUCUCUGUCCUCUUCAUCUGAACUCUCUGCUGCUCCUC